AUCGUUAGCCCAGCUCUAAAAUAGUGUUUCUCUUCUCUCGUGUAAAAAAACAGAGAAAUUAAACUUUUUCGCGCAUUUCACCAAUGCAAAAAUUUAAAUUCGCAAUCGCGUUCGUUUGCCCUGCAGAUUGCACAACUACGCGCUCUCGAUUGGCGCCGAUUUAGCGGAGAAUCGCGAAAUCAAAGAAAUAUUCGCAGCAAGAAGAAGAACGGAACGGCCAGUAUAAUCGUAUUGUUGUUUGUGUUGGUGUUAGUUGUGUGUGUGUUUGUGGGUGUUGUUGUUGCUGCUGCUACUGCUUCUGGGAUGAUGCUGUAAAGUAAAAGUGGUGGCAAAAGCACUAAGCCCGUGGUGCGACGCAAAAAACACGCUGCAGUUAGCGGCCAGGCGGAAAAUGAUGAGAGUGAUGGUGGCUUGAGUCCCGAGUAAUCGCUAAAAUAUCGAGCACACAGUUCGUGCAAAUCAAAUUGCGCCAAUAAGCAAAAGCAAACGCAAACAUCGUUUGUUUUAUUGCAUUCCACGCACACACACACACACCUAUAUAUAUGCACACGCACGCAGUCGCAUACAUAUGCGCUGCAGCAGCAACAGAGAUUUUUUUAUUUGACCACACUCACUCACACACGCAACCACAUGCAUCCACGCAGCAAAGGGAUAACAACAAAAACAAAGAGAGCAGCCAAAUGUUUCGCCUGAGUGACCACAUCACCAAGGAUUAGAGCCAGCAACACAGAGUGAGAGGAUACAAGAACCAGCCAAGGAACCACCGCUAGCGAAGAUGUCGCGCUGGGGCAAGAACAUCGUGGUGCCGCUGGACUCGCUCUGCAAAGAGAAGGAGAACACCAACCGUCCCACUGUCGCCCGUUCCGUGGGCACCGUUGGCAAGUGGGGCAAGAUGGGCUUCACCUCCACGCGCACCUACACCAUGCCCGCCAUCCAUCCCAUGGCUGCGGCAGCGGCGGCUGCUGCAGCAGCCGCCAGUCCCUCCCAGAGUCCCGCCUCCACGCAGGAUCACGAUCCCAACGACCUGUCUGUUUCGGUGCCGGAGCCGCCGAAGCCGAAAAAGUUCUUCAAAUCGAGGAAUACAGCUCCGCCGGAGGUCAUAGCCCAGAUCAUUCAGCAGCUACCGCACUGUGGAGCCGGGGCAUCACCCAUGCGGGACCAUUUCUCGUCGGCUGGUGUUGGUGCUGGGGGUCUCACGCCCACUUCCGGUGCCCAGGAGGCGGGCGGAGUGAAGCUGAAGCCGGGCAAGGGCGCCAACUCCGCAGAGCGGAAGCGCAAAUCGCCCAAGAAGAAGGCAGCAACAACGCCAGCCUCCACGCCCUCGACGCCUGGUGCGUUCUACGGCGCCUCAGAUCGAGAUGGCGAUGGGCUAAGCGAUCCCGCCUCGGAGCAGCCGGAGCAACCGUCCAGUGCCUCGAGCAAGCAGAAGCAGAAGAAACCGAAGGAGGAGAAGAAGCUGAAGCCGGAGGCGCCGCCUUCGCGGGUACUGGGCCGCGCCCGCAAGGCUGUCAACUACCGCGAAGUGGACGAGGACGAGCGCUAUCCCACGCCCACCAAGGAUCUGAUCAUUCCCAAAGCGGGGCGCCAACCGGCUGAAGUCGCGGCGACGGCAACACUUGCCGCCGCUUCGUCGGAAGCCUUCAUCAGUUCCACGUUUGGCAGUCCUGGUUCGGAGCCGUCGUUACCCCCGCCUACGUCAGCGCCAAGUGCAACUGCGUCCACGGCGUCCCAACUGCCCUCCGCAUCCGGCGGAGCGUCAAAUCCUCCCAGCGCCUCCCGCACGCCAGAACAUCCUCCUAUCGUGCUACGCAUCUCCAAGGGCACUUCGCGCUUGGUCAGCACGGAUAGCGAGGAGCCGCCGAGCAGCUCGCCCGCUCACCAGAACCAACUGAAUCAGCUUUCGGUCACGGAGGAGGAGCCAGCGGAGCGGUCCGGAGACGAAACAGUUCCUGCAAGUACGCCAAAAAUCACAGUGAGACCACUGAGGCCGCCCCCAGCAGCAGAUUCCGUUGAUGGAUCAUCUGCGGCAGUUGGAGGAGCAUCAGCAGGCGAUUCUUUCGAGGAACGCAAGUCCCAGUCACUAGAACCCAACGAGGACGAGGAGGAGGAAGAAGAGGAGGAGGACGAGGAGGAGGAACCGCCGGAGAUCAACUACUGCACGGUAAAGAUAUCCCCGGACAAGCCGCCGAAGGAGCGGCUCAAACUGAUCAUCAAGACGGACGUGAUCCGCAACGCCAUCGCCAAAGCCGCAGCAGCAGCCGAGUCCCGCAGUGAAAAGAAGUCGAGGAGCAAAAAGCACAAGCACAAGCAGCUGCUUGCCGCAGGAUCUGGUGCCGCUCCAGCUUCUGGAGCCACCCCCGCCGAGAUCAACUCAGAAUUCAAGACACCCUCACCUCAUUUGGCUCUCAGCGAGGCCAAUAGUCAGCAAGCACAGCAUACACCAUCACAACUACAUCAACUGCACCAGCUGCAUCCGCAGCGAGGCUCCGCAGUCAUAUCACCAACAACCCGAUCGGAUCACGACUUCGACUCGCAGUCCUCGGUGCUGGGCAGCAUCUCCUCAAAGGGCAACAGCACGCCGCAACUGUUAGCGCAGGCUGUGCAGGAGGAUAGUUGUGUGAUUCGCAGCAGGGGAUCUAGUGUGAUCACUAGUGAUCUAGAGACGAGUCAGCACUCCUCCCUGGUGGCUCCCCCCUCGGACAUUGAGUCACGACUGGAGUCCAUGAUGAUGACCAUCGACGGAGCGGGCACGGGAGCAGCAUCUGCGGUGCCGGAGACUCCACUGCAGGAGGACAUACUGGCUGUGCUGCGAGGGGAAGUGCCACGGCUAAAUGGCAAUACGGACUUGGAGCCAACCGAGGAGGAGGAUCAACAGCAACAGCCGAAGAGGGCCACGCGGGGCAGGGGCAGAAAGGCUAAUAACAAUGUGGAUGUAACUCCACCCGCCACGGAGACCAGAACCCGAGGUAGGGCCAAAGGAACAGAUGCGACCACGGCUGCCACAUCGCCACCAGCGGGCAAAAGAACCACGCGGGGCACUCGGGGCUCCAGAAAAGCCGAACAGGAAGUCGACAUGGAAGUGGACGAAACGGCGGUGGCGACGGUACCAGCAAACGAAGAGCAGUUGGAACAAGCCCCACUUCCACCGAGAAGGGGUCGCAAUGCUGCUGCCCGAGCCAAUAACAAUAAUUUGGCAAGCGUAAACAAUAACAUUAAUAAAAUAGCCGCCAAUCUGUCCGCCAAGGCCGAGGCCAGCCGACUAGCAGAAGGAGGAGUAGCGGGUGGAGCGGCACGAAGCUAUGGUCGGAAACGAAAGAACCAGCAGGUAACGCAGGUGCUUCAGCAGGAGCCAGCGCCCAAAGAGCAGGAAACUCCUGAUGCUGAGGAGGAGCAGCCCACACCCGCCAAGAUUCCGCACACAGAUCACAGGGAACAUUCGCCAGACCAUGAUCCGGAUCCUGAUCCAGAUGAACUGUCGAACAACUCAAACAACUCCUCGUUGCAGCACGAUGGAUCCUCCUCCUCGCCCCCACCCCGCGAUUACAAGUUUAAGGAUAAGUUUAAGCGAACAUUGACACUGGACUCGCAGGGCGCGGCGAACGCCGGAGCGGGUGGAGCAGCAGCGGCGGCGCCACCUGAGUCCUCUGGCGAACAGCGGGGCGCUGUCAAGCUGGUCAUCUCAAAGAAGAAAGGCAGCAUCUUCAAGAGCCGCGCUCUGGUGCCAUCCGAUCAAGCGGAACAGGCUACAGUGGCCAAGCGGCAUCUGUACAAGCACAGUUGGGAUGCUGCGCUAGAGGCGAAUGGCGGUGGAACCAACAGCGAUGCUAGCAAUGCCUCGGCAUCUGGCGUGGGCGUCGCUGGGGCGAAGGAUCACCUGCAUCAUUUAGCGGCGGGCAAGUCCGACGGUGAUUUCGGUGACAGUCCGUCGUCGAACAACAAUGGCUCCUCCAGUGCGUGCAGCAGCGCAUCCACGUUGCGCGGCGAUAGCCCUGCCCUCGGAAAGAUCUCGCGACUGGCGGGAAAACAGGGAGUACCAGCCACCUCCACUAGUUCCGAUGCCUUUGACCUGGAUUUGGAACCAAUUGCCGGAGAACUCGACCUAGAGCGUAGUGCAGCGGGUGCUUCCGUUGGUGGAACGGGGGCAACGACAGGUGGAGGUGGAGCGACCGGCGGUGGCGGCCCCAUUCGUGUCGACCGCAAAACUAAGGACUACUAUCCAGUGGUGCGGAACGUUAAGACGGCCCAUCAAAUCCAGGAGAUCGGCGAGUACCAGGAAAUGGACGACGAUGUCGAGUACAUCCUGGACGCACUUCAGCCGCACAAUCCUCCGGCAACACGCUGUCUCUCCGCCCUUCAGCUAGCCGCCAAGUGUAUGAUGCCCGCUUUCCGGAUGCACGUGCGUGCCCAUGGCGUGGUCACCAAAUUCUUCAAAGCAUUAUCCGACGCCAACAAGGACCUCAGCCUGGGCCUGUGCACCUCGGCCAUCAUGUACAUUCUUUCCCAGGAGGGCCUCAACAUGGACCUGGAUCGCGACUCCUUGGAGCUGAUGAUCAACCUUCUGGAGGCGGACGGCGUGGGUGGCAGCACGGAGUCUGGGCACCCGGAUAGAGCGGGCUACGACCGCAACAAGCAGAAGGUGCGCGAGUUGUGCGAGGAGAUCAAGGCGCAGGGCAAGGGAACGCAUCUCAACGUUGAUUCUCUGACUGUUGGCACGCUGGCAAUGGAAACGCUGCUAUCGCUGACAUCCAAGCGCGCGGGCGAAUGGUUUAAAGAGGAUCUGCGCAAGCUGGGUGGCCUGGAGCACAUUAUCAAGACCAUCUCAGACUUCUGCAGCCCGGUGAUUGCCUGCGACACGGAGAUUGACUGGCAGCCGACGCUGCUGGAUAACAUGCAAACGGUGGCGCGAUGUCUGCGAGUCCUCGAAAACGUGACACAGCACAAUGAGGCGAACCAGCGCUACAUGCUCACCUCUGGCCAGGGAAAAGCAGUGGAGACGCUCUGCCAAUUAUACCGCCUUUGCAGCCGACAAAUAAUGCUGCAUCCUUCGGAUGGUGGUGGCAGCAACAAGGAGCAUCCGGGUGUGGCGAUGCGCGAGCUGCUGGUGCCGGUGCUCAAGGUACUGAUCAACCUGACGCACACGUUCAACGAGGCGCAGCCAUCGUUGGGAGCCGAGCUGCUAGGUCAAAGGGGCGAUGUGGUGGAGACGAGCUUCCGGUUGCUGCUGCUCUCGGCCAACUACAUUCCCGACCAAUGUGUCUUUGAGCUAAGCAUACUGGUUCUUACACUGCUAAUCAAUUUGUGCAUGCAUACUGUGCCCAAUCGGGCUGCUUUAAUGCAAGCUGCCGCUCCGGCAGAGUACGUAGCGGAUAAUCCACCAGCGCAGGGAUCUGUGAGUGCACUGCAAGCUCUGCUUGAGUACUUCUACAAGUGCGAGGAGCUGGCCAGAUUGGUGGAGAAGAACACGGACGCCUUCCUCGAGAGCAACGAGAAGGGAAAAAAGAAGCAAGAAGAAGUGGAGGAGACAGUCAACAAUCUUGUACAACGAGCCGGCCACCACAUGGAGCACACGCUAAAGGGAAGUUAUGCGGCCAUCCUGGUGGGAAAUCUGAUAGCGGACAAUGAGUUGUACGAGUCGGUGGUGCGCCGCCAGCUGCGAGGAAAUAGCUUUAAGGAGAUUAUUGGCGUCCUGGAGAAGUACCACACAUUCAUGAACCUUACAUCCAGCUUGGAGGCAGCCUUUGUGGCGCAUAUGAAGUCCACGAAGCGCAUCAUCGACAACUUCAAGAAGCGCGACUACAUCUACGAGCACUCGGAUGAGCACGACAACCCCCUGCCCCUGAAUAUGGAAACGACGGCGCAAGUCUUGGCCGUGGGAGCGGACGCGUCGCAUGCUGCCUCAAGCUCGACCACGGUCGCCUCUGCCUCCGCACCCUCAUCCACAUCGGCCACAGGAACGACGAGGGCGCCGCGGGUCUAUAAAACGUACAGCAGCCACAGGUAA
Messenger RNA from Drosophila sechellia, 6001 nucleotides. RefSeq names its product cohesin release factor wings apart-like (gene wapl). The record is from RefSeq and is a predicted model, not a curated record. Bases 776 to 6001 code for a protein of 1741 amino acids. NCBI's taxonomy places the organism in Eukaryota, Metazoa, Arthropoda, Insecta, Diptera, Drosophilidae. The transcript is spliced from 8 exons.